This is a messenger RNA of Besnoitia besnoiti, 10005 nucleotides long. RefSeq lists its product as uncharacterized. The transcript is spliced from 9 exons. Gene Ontology annotation, cellular component: trans-Golgi network. NCBI's taxonomy places the organism in Eukaryota, Apicomplexa, Conoidasida, Eucoccidiorida, Sarcocystidae. Bases 1 to 10005 code for a protein of 3334 amino acids. The record is from RefSeq and is a predicted model, not a curated record.
AUGUCGCUGUUGCCGCCAGACACCGAUCUGGCGGACUUUUCUCGCGUGCGCAUCCUCCUCAUUCCGACCGAUGGAACGCCUCCGGCCGUGUUUGCGCGCGAGGCUGCGGCGCUCAUGGCGUCCUUUUCUUGCGUCUCGCUAGCCUCCCUCCCCCUAACCGCCCACGACCCGUAUCUGCAGCCCUUUCUCUCGUCUCUCGCGCUCUCGGCGCCCCCUGCAGUUUCGCCCUCCGGCGCAGCCGCGGCUGCGGCUGCGGCUGCGCGCGACCAAGACGCGAAGGAGGCGCUGACGGGUCACCGGCCGCGGCGGCGCGUCCUCGGCGGCACGCCGUCGCAGCAGCUCGCGGCGGUGACCUCCAGCAUACACUGCUCUUUCCAGACGCCACAAUACGUGCUCAGCGACUGGGCGGACCUCCACAUGCAUCGGCAGAUCUUGGCUGCCAUCGCGAUCUCCGCGUCGCCCUUCCCGGCCUUCGAGGCGGCGGCGGCCGCUGCAGCGGCCUCGGCGGACGCGCAUGGCGACGCGGAGGGCGACCCCGAAGAGUUUGCAGACGCAGGCGCAGCCGCUGGAGUGAACGGUACGGCGGGGCCUGGCUGGCGAGAGGGGACUGGGCACACAGACCCGGGCGGGGGCGAGGCCCAGGAGCCCGGCGGGCGGGGCACAGGGAAGCGUGGGAGGAAGCCUGGAGAGGCGAGAAAGGACGUUCGCGCGAGAGCUGCGCAAGCGGCGGCGAACGCCGCAGUGGCGGCCGUCCGCCGCGAGUACGAAGUCUUCCGCAAAGUCCUCGAGGAAGACUACCCCUCUGUGCUUGUUCAUCGUCUCUUCGUGGUGCCGCCGGGCGACGCAGCCCAUGGCGAGGAGGGUAGGCAUAGAGGCAUCGCAGGCGGAAUGGACGGCAGCGCAGAAGGCGUCUACGACUCGACCUCCUUCCCCUUCUCCUCGCCCUUCAUGGCGACGGUCCCCCCUCAGGCCUGCGACGACCAAAUUGUCUAUCUCCCGACCUCCGCGUCUGUUGGCCCCGCGCGCCCAGCUCUCUCCUCAGCGUUGUCUCCACUCUUCACCGCUGCGAAAGAAGACUUCUUCCUCUGUCUGCUGAAGCAACUCGGCGCGCUGACACUUCGCGCCCCCGACCGCUGUCCGCCGCUGCUGACGCCGCUUGACAGCCCCCUCCACCACGAGCCCGGCAACUGGAGCGCGGGCGGCUCUCUGCUCUCUCUCUCCUCGGGGAGUUCGUCUUCCUCUCUCCUCGCUGCCUCGCCGAGAGGAGGCGCCGGCGCACCUACGGCGAACACGGCCGCGUCGCAGUCGGGGGCCGCCCCGAACCAGCUGCAGCCGCCGUCGGGCGCCGGCGGGGCGGGGGGGAACCCCGCGGGGGGCAGCUCCUCGUUCUCGCUGUUUGGGACGCCCGCACAGUCCACACAGUCGCCUUCCAGCUCGCCGCGGAAGCCUCCGUUCCACCUCGGGGGCUCGUCGUCCGCCACGCUUCUGCGCCUUCUCCCGGCGCGGCUGCAGAAGCAGGUGGGAGACGCUCUGCUGCUUGGCGGCGCUCCGGCCGCCGCGGCAGGGGUCUACGUCCAGGCCGCGGAGGCCUGCCGCUCCCAGGGCGACACGGUCUGGCAAGCCGCGGCUCUCGAGGGCCAGGCCGCGGCGCUCUACGCGUUCCUCCGCAGCGCCCUCUUCCAGCUCGAUGCGUACGAGAAGGCGUCGCCGGCCCGGACUGCGCUGAGAGGCCGCGACGCCAACGCAGGUUCCCCGAACGCCGAGAACGCGCGUGGCCUCAACAGCGCGAACAACGGGCCCUGUCCGGGGUCGCCGGGUCGCACGCCCUCCGCUGGAGGCCCCGGAGCCGGUGCGGGUGCGGGCGGCGCGGGGGGGGUCGUGGGGGCGGGUGCGGUGGGCGGAGUCUCUUGGGCGAGCAGCUGGUCUGGAUCGGCGCACGCCUCUUCUUCUGCCGCCCAUGAACAUGCGGGGCCUGGAGUCUCGGCAGCGGGGGGGGCAGGGACGGGCGGCGGCAAGACGUCGUGGUGGGCGUUCGAUGGGGGGGCGAGCAGCGGAUCCGCUGACAGCGGAGACGGCGCGCUCGCCUCGUCCGACGCCUCUCUCCUGAUUGCAUUUCCUCCCUCCGUGGAGGCGAUUCUCACACAGUGCGUCCACCGGCGCACCUACGCCCCCCCCCCCGCUUCGUCCUCCGGCGCCACCGGCGGCGGCGGCGCUAGCGGUGGAGGCCUUGUUGUCGCAGGCGGCGCCUUGCCAUUCCCCGCGUUUCUUCCCGGGAGUGGGUCGGGAAGUAACAGCACGGCGGGCGUGUCUAAAGACGAAAAGGGCGUGUCUUCUGCUGGCGCGUACUACUACUUCUCGUCGGCGCAGGGCUCCUCUGCAGCCACAGCUACCGCCGGAGGGGGCGGCUCGGGGCCCGCGGCGGGGGGGAGCGCCGGGGCUGCCGGCCCGCAGGGGACAGGUGGUGGGGAGAGCGCCAGCGGCGCGCGAAGUCUCGCCCAAGCGCCCGACAGCGGCGGCAGGGGCGCGCCGACGGCCGGGGCGGCGAGCAGGCUCUCCGGGGAUGGACUUGCGACGCCCGGGUCUGGCAGGGGCGCUGAGUGUGGCUUGCACUCUGCCAGUUUGAACGGCUGCCUGCCGGGGGGCUCCGACGCCGGAGACAGAGGGGAUCCUAGCGGAAAGGGCCCGGCCUCUGAGGAAAGCGACGGGCCUGCGAGCGACUCUGCCCUGAGCGAGCGUAGGCACGUGUGGGGUGGGGGGCGGGCGGUGGACGAUGGGUUUUUCUGCGAUCAAGAAACCGAGUUUUGCUUUCCGUCUGUCCCGCCGUCGCCGGAGCUACUAGAGGCCAUUGUUGCGCUCAUUCAGUCGGCGUUCGAGGCGGUGUGCCUGAAGCUCCGGGACGCGGCGCAGCUUUACAACUGCCUCCCCGGGUGUGCGCUGCUGCAUGCGUCGACCUCUCUCCUUCUGUGUCGUCUGGUGGCGCGGCUCGGGACCAAGACCGAGAGUCUGCAGUUGAUCAGCAGCGCGGCGGAGAAGGCAAAGCGCCUGGAGGUUCAAGACUUUGUCGCCUGCCUGGCUUCGCUGGCGGCGCUCUGCAGCUCGAUCGGUGCGUUUCGAAAGCUCGCCUUCCUUCUCCACCGCGUUUGCAUGGCGCUCCUUGAGGCGAAGAAAUGGAGCGCGGCGCACUACGCGGCAGCGCUCGCGGCGCCUUGGUAUCACCUCGCCCUUCUCGAGCUGCCUCCGUCAGACCACUUUCACCCGCUCGUUCACGGAAAGCCCCCCGCGGCCUUCCCGUUCGCUGCCGUCCCCUCGCUCAACCCCACGGCGCCCCUUCUGUCCCUCGGCUCGCAGCUCUCCUGCGCGCUCGCUGGGUGCCCCGCCGCCGGAGACGCAGGCAGCCUCGCGCGCUUCGUCGACGCGCUGCGCCAAGAGAGGCAGCGAGAGGCGCGGAGGCACGACGCCGGCGAGGAGACUUGCAGACGGGAGGGCGCCGGUGCGAGGAGCUCCACAAGCGAAGACGAGACGUCGGUACCGCGCAUGAAGAGGCACGGGGCCGCGCGCAGGGCCUACAAACAGGGUCUGGCCGAAUGGGACCUUCUCGGGGAUUUGUCCUUCGCCUCCGCAGUGAAUUCGCCCCUGUUUUCGUUUUACGAGCCCUCUGCGCGGCUCGCUCUCCCCUCCUCUGCCGCGAAGGGAAAGCCUUCCCUGCUGUCCUCUGCGGCGGCCGCGCUCGGCGUGGGCGGCGCGAAUCCCAAGAACCUGGCGCCGCCUGCAGGGCUCUGCGCACGCCUUCCGUCCUCGACUGGUGUCGACUUGGCGCGGCGAUACGGCCGGGGCCAGCGCCUGUCAGGCGAGUCGUCUCUUUCCCCCGAGGACUUCAACUUCGCUGUGAUGCUUCUGCGCCUCCGGCGGACGCUUCGGCAGCAGCACUACACUCCGCAUUCUCCUCAGGCUUCGCCCUGGUGCUACGCGGCUCCGCCGCCUCUGCCGCCCAGCCUGUCCCCUCUGGCGCCCUCGGUGGCUCUGACUGAUCCCUUCUUCUACCUGCCGCGGCCGCCCUUCCCAGUAAGUUCGCCCGCGUCGCUUGACUUUCUUGGGCAGCACCAGCGCCGCGUCAAGUUCACCGAAGGCGGGUUCCACGGGGGACCUGGCGACAAAGGCUUCACGUUCGCGGGAAGCUCGCUGUUUGUGCCCAGCUCGAGCGUUUCGGCAGCUCUGGGCGGGGGCGGCCUGCGGGUCUGGUGGCCCGCUGUUCAGUCCCGCGUCCUGCACAUGCUGAAAAUCACAACGGAGCACCUGGGCGACCCCGGGAAAGUCGCGUGGUACGCAUGCGCCGCCCUCAAGAUCCUGUACCCCGUCAUCGACCACAAAACGCAGGCCAGCACAAUUAUGCUCAUUCAGGCUGCCGCGGGCCGCAGGGCGACGCCUCUGGCUCUUCCUCCGGCCCUGACGAUUGUCUCCAAGCGAGAUGCGCCUGCGUCGAAGCUGUUGCUGGACUCUCAGCGGGGCGCGUACUCCCGCACCGCGUCGCGCAAGCGGGCGGCAGCCGGCGCAGUCCCCGCAGGCGGAGGACCCUCUGGAGCCGGAGGCGGUCGCAGCGGCGCAGGCGCCAGCGGAGGGGGCCGGAGCGGGCAAGACGAGCAGCUCCAGUUCCUCGGCGGCAUGUGCAAGGGGGCGGCGCCGCCCCUUCCUCUUCUGGCCCGAAUACAGCCGGUUGUGGACGCGUCGGUCAUUCGCGAGAAAAGCCGCAAGCACUUGGCAGGCGGAACUCCGCUCCCCGACAGGGAGUCCCGACCCGCGGGGGCGCGGCGGCAGCGCGCCCGAUCUGCGAGCCCCUCGGCGCGGGACACAAGCGCCGAGGCGAGGAAGAGGCGCGACAAGGCGGGCGAGGACGGCGCAGAAGAGAAGGCGAAGACUGUGCUCAUGUAUAAUCCGUUUUCGCAGAAGCAGGACGGAGCCUCCUUCCGCGGCCGAGAAGGCAAGGAAGCGGAGGAACUGCCGGUCGCUGGGCAGUGGGUGAAGGGCGAACUGCGCACCGUGCAGGUUUCUGUGCGGAACCCUUUGGGCGUCGAGCUCGUCCUCGACAAGGCGAAGGUCAUGACGUGUGGCGCCCACGCGGAGGUCUACCCUGUGACCGUUUUGGUGCCUCCGUCUGCCUCCCACCAGGUCACUUUCGAGGUGACUGUGCUGCCCAAGGAGGAAGGCCGUCUUUUCUUCACGGGCCUGACCUACACGCUGAACAAACUGCAGUGCACGCAGCUGCUCCUUCACCAGAGCGCGCGCCUCGCGUCUCUCUUGGAUGCGGACAUGAAGAAUCCUGAAGGCCUAGCCUCGCGCGACCCCGAGAAGGCGAGAGCGAGCCCAGCCGGCUCGGCCUUGCGCGGCGCUGGACGGGGCGAGGAGGCGGCAGGAGGAGGCCCAGAGGGCGCGAGGCAGGCCCGGGAGCAGAUGAGCGAAGAGAACGAAGGGGAGAGUCUUCUCGAGGCGACGGAGAAGGCGCUCGAGCUUCUCAAGUUCAGCGCCGCGGCGAGCGUGGAAGUCGUCGCAGAGCUUCCCCUGCUGCGGGUGUCUGUGGAGGCGUACUCCGCUCCCUCGCCGCCUCCGCCGCGGCUGGUGCCUGCGCAGAGAAACGCGUGUCCCUUUUUCGCAUUUUCUCCUGGCACGUCUCGCGAAUGCGACCGUUCCCAGAGGCGGGGCUCGAGCGCCCUCGGCGGGGGCGGCGAGAGCCUCCGUGCGUCGACGCUCCAGGCGCGCAACGACGACAUGCUCGCGGCGGCGGACGCCAACGCCGCGGGAGAACGCGGCCCAAACUGGGUUGCGCCGCCGCCGCGGGAGGCCAGUGAAGGCCUCAGAGGCGGGGCGGAGCUGCACUCCUUCAAAGCGUGGCCUGAGCGGGCGGGGGGGCGAGCGGAGUCUUCGCACCACAGCCGGCCGGGGUUCUUCCCGGAUUCGUCUGCCAUCAUGAAUUUCUCCAAGUGGCCGGCGAAGCCUCUGUGGCGCUCGGCGACUGGCGGCUUGAGCCGGCGGCGAAAGCUCGGCUUCCCCUGGCACAAAGGCACCUCGUCACACUCGCUCGGCGAGGGGCUGAAGGCCCGAGGUGGAGACGGCAGCGAGCGGAGGGACUUCGUCCAGGGCAGCGCGGAAUUCGGCUGUCAUUCGGCGUCGAGCGACGAGCACCUUCCCUUCGCGGAGGAAAAAAGCUCGGACGACGAAGGCGACUUCGAUUCAGAGCCUUUGUGUGAUGAAGACGAGAACUCACGCCUGCUUUUCGCGUCCGCCGACGAAGAGGUGGAGCUUGCGAGACUUCUCUUCCCGCGCCACAGCACGCUGUGGGCGGCUGCGGGCCCCGGGGGCCCCGCGGGCCUCGGCAGGCUGCCGUACCCGAGCACCUUCUCCGACCUGCCGCCGCGCCGGUUCUCUUCAGGGUUUAGCCGGCGGAGGCUGCGGGGGAACUCCUUCCGAAGAGACUCGUCCUUCUUGCUGGGCGACGAGCUUGACGGCGACGACCGCGGCUUCUCUCACCGCGGUCAGGAGAGGCCGUAUCUGCCCGGCGCGCCCGACGAGGGGCGCGACGAAGACUCCAACAGCUUCUCCAUCGCCCACCUGCGGACCGGCAUAUAUUCGCGCUCGGGGACAGCCCGGCAGCUGGAAGGCGGCGCCGGGUUGAUCAGAGGCGAGACGGAGGUCGGCGGCCGCGCAGGCUCCUUUGCGCAAGAGUACGAAAGCUUCUUCCACCUCCCUUCCGAAGACGCGUGGGCGUCGCCGGCGCCCCGCCAGCACCUCGGCGACGGCGAAGGCCACGAGGGUGCCCACGCCGGAGUGGGCGGGGAGGACCGGCGCUUCUCGGCGUCGCUGUCUCCGCCGGCCCCGCUGUGCAGCGGAGACCCGAGGCACUCGCCGGUGUGGGAGGGCCAGCAUCGGAUGCUGUCUCUGCAGAUAGAAAACGUUGGUCGGGCGCCCGUGCGCGACUUGCGCUUCGAGCUGCUGACCGCCGAUGGCGAGGCGCCGAAGGACGCAAAGGAAGAGGAGACGCUCAAGAGACACUUCCAAGUGCUGUGGCACCCAGCCUGUCAGCCGACGAGCCUCGGGCCCUCUGGCACGGUCAUCUACUCCGAGGAGUCGGUUGUCGAGGCUCUCCUGGCUGGCAGGGGCGAGCGCGAACUCGGGGAAGACGACGACGAGUUCGUCGAGGACGAACUCGCAGAGCAGGCCCGCGCGGGCCUGAGCAGGCAGAGACGCCUCUCGGGUGCCUCCACAGAGGGCACAGAGGACGAAAAAUGCGACCGCAUGCCAGCGGGAACUGACAAAGACGAGGAGCGAGGCCGAGGCUGGCUGGCGCCGCCAACCGAGAGACGCUGCAGGCCGAUGGGAAGGCAGGGGAGAGGCGAAGAAGAAGACCGGGGACAAGUUCUCAUCUCGCCGGGGCAGAAGGUCCGAAUUCCCCUGAGAUGUAUCGCCAGCGCCGAGUGCAGCUCCUGCGUCAUCAGGGUCGUCUAUUCGUACAGCCCGGGCAGCAAGCACCACCGGCAGGUCCUGCAGCCGCUUUCACUCCGCGUGCAGAACGGCCUCCAGCUGCGCCCGCACGGGCUGAACAUUUUCCCCCUCGUCUUCUUCUCCCAUCACGCUGUCCUGAAAACGUACUCGGCCUUUCCGGCGCUCUUCUGCCCUGGAGGCGCCGCCUACUUCCCGUUCCUUGUCGCCCCGUCUCCAUGCUCUCUGUAUGCGUUCCCGCCGCCCACCGACGCCGGCUUUGGCGUGCCCCACGGCUUGCCAGAUGCCAGCGCGCCGCCUCUCGGCCUCCCUCCGCCGCUCCGCGGGCCUCUCGCGGCGUCGCCUGCGCGCGUGUGGGACUUCGGCGGAGACCCGGCGCUCUCAGUCAAACCGCUCGACGACAGUGUGCCUGUGUCUCCCUUCGCGUCGGCGGCGCCCCCGGGGACAGGCCCUGGGGCAAGGGGCGACUUUGGCCUCGGCACAGAGCCGGAAGGCGGCGAGGUCGGCGCGCGCUGUGUGUUUGCCCCCUUCGCGUCGCGCCCGCCCACACACAAAUUCGACCACAAAAGCUGUCUCGUGUGUCUGGAUUUGCAAAACGCCGCGAACGUCGCUUUCGAGUGCUUCACGUCGCACCGCAGAGGCCCCGUCCGCGACCCACGCAGCCGAGACGCCUCGGUCUGCUGCGUGCCGGCGAACGAGUCGCAGUCUCGCUGGGCUCUGUGGGUUCGGCGGCCGCGUCUGUCGCGGGAGACGGUCGACGACGCGGCGAAGGUUGUUGGGGAGCUGGACAAGGAGCUGAACAUCCGCUGGCGUUGUUUUCCCUCGCAAGAGGGCUCGCUGAAGCUUCUGCCGCUGCUGCGUCGAGCCGCGGCCGCGCACACUGCGCGCACCAGCGUCUGCGACUUCUCCCCGACGGGCGCGCGGUCGUCCCAGGGGGCGCCGGCGCCCGCGCCGAAGAAGGGAGUGCGGGGCAGCUCGCCCGAGCGGAGGGAGCGAGAAGAGAAGCGCGGCCGCGGCGGUGACGCGGGGCCCAAGGCCGCAGAUUCGCUUGACAGGCGCGAUGAGGGGAAAGCCAGACGCAAAGGCAAGGAGGACGGUGGAAGCGACGUAGAGACCAAAGAAGACGACGAGUUUGUGCGCCUGGUGCAGCUGCCACACUUCACAGCUCCAGAGCUCCUGAUCCGCCCGCGGAUCGUCAGCUGUCGCUCGCCUCUCUCCUCGCUCCCCGCGCCCUCCGCCGACCCAGCUGGGGCCCCGCGACUGGGCCGAGCGGGGCGAGCCCGCGCGAGUCUCGACUCGUGCGCAGCGUCCUCGGGCCGGACAAGCGUGGACGAAGGAUUUUCGUCGCUCCAAACGAAUUUCCUCCUCCAGUCUGUGAAUGCGGGGCCGCUGUUUGGGCUCCAUCGCCAGUCCCUGGCGGUCGGAAGCGCGGGCGCCGGAGGCGCGAGGGGCGCGGAGGGACGCGGCGCUGGUGUCUCAGGCUGGCGAAUAGACGGCAGCCUCUUGAUGCCAGACCCCAGGGCGUUGGACAGGGAGCCGGACGAGCGAAGGAGAGGCUCGCGGUCAGCGGCAGGUCGACCUGCAGUCCUCACGCAGCCUUCCUUGUCGCGCCCGGUUCGGCUCGGGCCGGACUGCUAUAAAAUUCCUCUCCACGAGCCUGUGACGCUUCAAGUCUACGUGGAGAACCGGCACGACGUGCCCCUGACGAACUGCGUCGUCGUCGUCAUUCCCUUCGUUCAAGGCAGCACAAGCCUCCCCGAUGGACUCCUCUGGUCGGGGAGCCUCAGUCGAGACCUUCUCGAGCCGCUGCCGCCGGCGCGCGUGCGGCGCCUCGAUCUGCAGCGCCUCUUCCUCGCGCAAGCUCAGCAGGCCCGCGAACGGCGCCUCGCGCCCGCGCCCCAGCCCAGCCAGGCCGCCGCCGGCGCCUGUCCCUCCGACGGUGGAGGGCGACCCGAUGCCAACGGCGCGGAAGGCGGCGAGGGGUUGGAUAUUGGUGCGGCGGGGAAGGAGCCCCUCCACGAGGCCUCUCGAGCCGCCGAAAAGGCCUCCGGCGGCAACCAGACGGCGCUGGGAGGCGGGUGGAGGCGCGGAGGCGAUCCGGCGGAGGGCGCAGAGGGCCGCGAGGCGCGGGGGCAGGAAGGCGGGAAGCAGGAGGCGGCAGGGGGCGGGCAGCAGGGAGAGGCAGAGGGGCGCGCGAAAGCGCCCACGAAGCUCGCUGUGGACGAAGGCCGGGAGGCUGCGAAGGUGACAGGGAAGGACAGAGGGCGGCGGUGCAGCUGGGACCCGUCUUUGGAUUUGUCUGGCGACGAACUGGGGGACGGUUUCGAGCGAAGAGUCGGCAGAGAGGGUCUUUACGUCGAGGGGCUCCACAGGCUCGAGCGAAGAGGCGCUAUCCUCGCGCACCGCGUGACGCUGAUGGCGUGCGUCCCUGGUAUGUUCAGCGUCGCGGUCGCAGUCCUCGUGCGACCCGACAACGUCAUGUAUUGGCACUAUCAGCCUCUGCGACUCAUCGCAUGA